CACUCUCUUCCAGUUUUGAUGUUGAGUGUGAUGAUGAGUAUCAGCGAGCAUCAGUGUCGUGGUUUAGCGAUGAGUUAUUGAUCUGUGGGCGUGUUUGUGAGGAUAUAAACCCCGCGCAUCCCGCGCAUUAAUGAAACCCGACAACAGCGCGCGCGAUGUUUCUCCUCACAGCGUUGGUUCUGCCGGUUCUCUGUGGAGCCGGUUUAGCGGCGAACGGUCACUCUUACCGGCGCACGGAUCCGGUCACCGGACAGCAGCUGCUGUGUGACAGGUGUCCGCCGGGAACGCGUCUGCGUGCGCACUGCACGAGCUCCAGCCAGACGGAGUGCGCGCCCUGCCGAGCGGGUUUGUUCACGGAGUUCUGGAACUACAUCCCGGACUGUCUGCGGUGCGACGCGUGCUCCGAUCACCAGCGGGUCGUUCAGCCGUGUAACAGAACCGUGAACACGGUGUGCGAGUGUGAGGCGGGGUUCUUCUGGGACCAGCACUUCUGCAGGAGACACAGCGCCUGCAAACCGGGCCACGGAGUCAAAGCUCCAGGGACGCCACAUAAAGACACGGUGUGUGAGCUCUGCGCAGACGGACACUAUGCGAACGGCACUCAAGCAGUAUGCGUUACUCACAGCGCCUGCCAGACAGAUGAGCAGCUGGUGCUGCCGGGAUCCAGGUGGCACGAUAAUGUGUGUGCAACCUGUGACCAUCUCGCACAGAAAGGUGGGGUGGAUUUAUUCAAGCCGAUUCUGUCCAGUCUACACGUUAAAUACGGGACUUCCAUUGAGCGUCUGGAGAAGUUGGUGAACCGCUGUCUGCGCAGGAAGAGGUUUCGUAAGCAGGCUGUGGUGCGUCCAAUGCAGCGGCUCCAGCACUGGAGCGAUGAUACGUCAGAGGAGGAACCACUGAAUCUGCCAUCCAUCCAGGAGGAAUCGCACCUGAACCUGCUUGCGGACAGGAUCGCACGCAAAAUCCUGCGAUUCCAGCAGCUGCACUGCUAACAGUAUGACAGAUGAAGCCUGUUCACACUGCACUAAAAAACACACUGCACUGAUUUGAGUUUGAUACUGUCUCACCUGCUUUAUAAAAUCUAGAAGUGCAUCAGAUUUUGUCGUGACCGUUAGAUACUUUAACAUCUGGAUCAGUUUAAGGCUCCAGUGAGGGAUGUUGGAUGUGUGACACUCAGAUUGUACUCAUGCACUUUACAGUCUGUCUUGUCAAUAAAUUUCACAAUGCUGUGUUGCACUAGACUCCACUGUUUUGUAAAUAUUACAGAUUAAUUUUUUGUAUUGGUUUUGCAUUGAAAGAUUGUUCUCUAUUUAUUGACCAAACUGUAUCAGACUACAAAACAGCUCAUUAAACACAGUGAAAAGAGCGGAUGUGAAAUAUA
Molecule: messenger RNA, 1381 nt
Organism: Onychostoma macrolepis
Lineage: Eukaryota; Metazoa; Chordata; Actinopteri; Cypriniformes; Cyprinidae
Product: tumor necrosis factor receptor superfamily member 11B-like
Exons: 4
Coding region: 156-992 (278 amino acids)
Molecular function (GO): protein binding
Source: RefSeq, a predicted model, not a curated record